Nycticebus coucang (slow loris) is the source of this 1599-nucleotide messenger RNA. RefSeq names its product cellular repressor of E1A stimulated genes 1 (gene CREG1). NCBI's taxonomy places the organism in Eukaryota, Metazoa, Chordata, Mammalia, Primates, Lorisidae. Bases 49 to 708 code for a protein of 219 amino acids. The record is from RefSeq and is a predicted model, not a curated record. The transcript has 4 exons.
CCAGGCGGAGCCGGUCCCGGCGCCCAGGACUCCCGCAGAGACGCCGCCAUGGCCGCUCCCUCCCGCGAGGCUGCGCACACCUUGCUAGCUGUGCUGCUGGCGCCUGCGCUUCUGGUGCUGCUCGUGUCGCCCGCUUGGGGCCGCGGCGGCCGGAAUCACGGGGACUGGGACGCGGCCGCGGUGCCGCCGCUGCCACCUCGCGAGGACGCGGCGCGCGUGGCCCGCUUCGUGACGCACCUCUGCGACUGGGGCGCGCUGGCCACUAUCUCCACGCUGCCGGAGGUGCGCGGCCGGCCUUUCGCCGAUGUCUUGUCCCUCAGCGACGGACCCCCGGGCGCAGGCAGAGGCGAGCCCUACUUCUACCUGAGCCCGCUGCAGCUCUCGGUGCACAACCUACAGGAGAACCCACAAGCCACGCUGACCCUGUCUCUGGCACAGACUGACUUCUGCCGUAAGCACGGAUACGAUCCCCAAAGUCCUCUUUGUGCUCACAUAAUACUGUCAGGAACUGUGACCAAGGUGAAUAAAACAGAAAUGGACUUUGCCAAGCAUUCGUUAUUCGUUCGGCACCCUGAGAUGAAAACCUGGCCUGCUAGCCAUGACUGGUUCUUUGGCAAGUUGAAUAUAACCAAUAUCUGGGUCCUGGACUACUUUGGUGGACCAAAAAUAGUGACACCUGAAGAAUAUUACAAUGUCACAUUUGAGUAGGUGAAGCAGAAUGUGGCGAACUUAACCACACCUGUGAAAUUCCUUAGCUGGGCUCAUGUACUUUUCAAGGGCUUAACAUUUCUCUGAAAAGUUUCCCAGAAUCUUAGCCAGUUUUCUGUUCCCUGCUGAUUUGCUUGCUUGCUUGUUUACAGAAUAUAGUUGGAGCGAAUUUCUUGGAAGAUGUGGUUGCUUGCUAGAUUUUUUUUUUUUUUCAUAUUUUGAAGUCAUUUUCAUAGAGAUAUGUCUUUCACUACAAUCAAAGAAGUUUUGUUCCAUCAACUCCAAAUAUGCUUUCAAUCAUGUUCCUUGAAGAGGAACAAGUUUCAGAUUUAGAUUGCCCAUUGGCAUUGCAAGGUACUUGAGCCUGUGUUCUUUAUUCCUGGAAGCCACAUGCUCAGGGAGUGCACCGUCCUCAACACAGCUGCUCCUGAGUGACAGUGCGCCCUGAGGAAUCCUGCCAAAACAGACAAGCAACAAGAGAUACAAAUGGAGCUUCAUCCUCCUGUCAAUUUAUGUCUGACAAUCCUGAGUUAUACUAAGCCAGCACAGGACAAAACUAUUUCUUAUAAAGAACUUAAAAAAACUUUUUACAUUCUAAAAUGAUACUUACCUAGAACAAAAGAAAUUCUUAAGACUUCCUGAAUUUGACUUCCCCACUGAAGUGGAGACUGUAUAAUCAAAACACAUACAUACUACAUAUUAUUUUUUAUUCUGGCCCCAAAAUGGGAUUGCAAAAGAAAGAGAAGGAAGGGAAGUUUAUAUUUCUCUUAUUCUCUUAUAAGCAGCAUUAACUGGCAUGGACCAGUUUUGGCCAGGGACAAAAAUCAUCUCCCAAACAACUCUUCAUAGCUUUUUAAAUGCUUCUACUCCCAGCAGUGACCUAAGGCUUCU